Rotaria sordida is the source of this 651-nucleotide messenger RNA. The record is from the annotation of a GenBank genome assembly. Lineage: Eukaryota; Metazoa; Rotifera; Eurotatoria; Philodinida; Philodinidae.
AUGUACAACUCUACUGUCUAUGUCGAACAAGGUCAAUAUUUGGCUAUUGGCUUCGAUAAAAAUUCGCGUUCUCCAAGCUAUUUGAAUGCUCAAAGUUCGUGUUAUACACUUGAUAUUGAUGCAGUCAAUCGAGUCUAUAUGACCAAUGCUUCCAUUGAAUUUCAACAGAGUCCUGGACGAGUAGCAAUUAGUUUUCAAAUAAUUUUAACUUCAGAAUUUAUUCGUGAUAUAUAUCUUUGGUCAAUAUUUGCUGGUAAUUUCAAUUUGUCUAUCUGUUUGUGUUCACAUAGUCCGAAUCCAAUCGUAGCUGCACUUUUGGCUAGUAAGAUUCACAAUAAAGCAGCCGAAUUGGUCGAUGAUAGAGAACUACAAAGAAAACAUCUUGAAAAAAAGGAAGAAUUCGAUAUACAUGCAGUACAAAUUAUUGAUAAAUGUUUUUCUCAAGAUGAAAAUUUUGCCCUACAACUAUUGACAACACAAUCAGAUUUAUAUUUCGGCUAUUCUUCGUUGAAACUAGCCGAAGAAACGAAUAAUCGUUCAUUUCUAGCCACUAGAUGUGUACAAGCGCAUGCCAAUCGACUUUGGUAUGGUCACAUUGACCAAUCUGUUAAUAGAAGAACUAUUAUUGAUAUAUUGGUCAGUGACAUAUAA